Messenger RNA from Lycium ferocissimum, 1190 nucleotides. RefSeq names its product cyclin-dependent kinase inhibitor 4-like. Gene Ontology annotation, molecular function: cyclin-dependent protein serine/threonine kinase inhibitor activity. NCBI's taxonomy places the organism in Eukaryota, Viridiplantae, Streptophyta, Magnoliopsida, Solanales, Solanaceae. The transcript has 3 exons. Bases 182 to 781 code for a protein of 199 amino acids. The record is from RefSeq and is a predicted model, not a curated record. Gene Ontology annotation, biological process: negative regulation of cyclin-dependent protein serine/threonine kinase activity. Gene Ontology annotation, cellular component: nucleus.
AUCUUUCCCCUUUUAUUCUCAUUUCUCUUUCUCUAACAAACAACUGAUUAUUCUCUGCCUCUCUCUCUCUUUCUUGAAUACCCAUUUUUUUCUGUUCUUUUUUCUCUGCAAAAAAACUCCAUGAAAAGAGCUUGAAAAAAGAAAGAAAAAAAGUUGAAGAUUUUAUUGGUUCAAGUGAGAAAUGGGGAAGUACAUGAGGAAGUCAAAAAAAGGAGGGGAAGUAUCACCAAUUGGUGUUCUAACAAGGGCUAAAAGUAAAACCCUAGCUGCUCUUCAAAAAUCAUCAAGAAUGGUGGUGUCACCGGUUACCGGCAACGGCGGUGAUGGUGAGUCCUACUUAGAGCUUCGUAAUAGAAGGCUAAUCAAACCCUUUUCAGUUCUUGAUGGGAAAAAACAGAAACACAAAGAUCCCAAUUUGGCAAACCCUAACCCUAAGGGAAAGGACUGUUUGGAUGCUCAAGAAAUGGAAAAUGAGAAUAGCUGCUUUGGAGAAAACUUGUUGGAAUUUGAAGGUGGAAAAAGGACUACCAGGGAGAGCACACCUUGCAGUUUGAUAAGGGAUUUGGAGACCCCUGGUUCCAGUACGAGGCCGAGGCGUAUUAAUGCAAACGAAGUACCAAACUCCGUGCGAGCGAAUAUCCCAACUGCUCAUGAAAUGGAUGAGUUUUUUACCAGAGCAGAAGAGCAGCAGCGGAGAAAAUUCAUUGAGAAGUACAACUUUGAUCCAGUGAAGGAGGAGCCCCUUCCCGGACGUUAUGAAUGGGUGAAAGUAGAUUGUUAAAAUGCCUUGUCCUGCAUUUUCUAUGUUUCAUCUUUAGGCUUUUAGAUAAAGAUAGGAAAAUAGCAUGUAAGUUUUAGUGGUUCUAAGUGGUGGUUGGUGAAAUUUCUAUUUCCCGUCACUCUUGAGACUUGUAAAGAAAAUUAGAAGGUAGACUAAUGAUCUGUAACAUAGCAGAGCUUGUGACAUUAAACAACAAAUACAAGGAGAGAGAUCCUUUGACUAACAGAUCAUGCAAAAGGGAAAGAAGAAGGGUUGUCGUGGGUAGGCUUAGUAGUAGUAGUAGUAGUGGCAUAGAAGGUAGAUCAACUAAUCUCUUUGUUUUCAGUAGUCUCUUUUGUUCAUAAUUGUACUGAUGGAACUUGUUUUAGACAUUCUGAAUAAAUUGACCCUCAAAAGUUUUUGCCCCCUU